AUGGCGAUCUCCAAGACCACCCAGCCCUCGCCGGCGGCCAUCUUCCUCUCAGGGGCGGCCUCAGCGACUGCGCUGCUCGUCUUCUUCUACACCGCCACCGCAGGCCCCGCGUGGCCCACGACGACGACGGAGUUCACUCCUCAGGGAAGCCAGGCGGUGGCUCGGCCGGCUUCUGCACCGGCGACGAAGGCUUCUUCUCCUACCGCUACCAAUGCGGUACGAUCUACUCGUAUUUGCUCUUCGGCCAUUUGCUAUCUAAUCUGCUUAACGGUUUCCUUUGCGCAGACAGGCGGCGACGACGCGUUCGCGCGGAUGCUGCGGCGGGCGGCCAUGGAGGACCGGACGGUGAUCAUGACGUCGGUGAACGAGGCGUGGGCGGCGGAGGGGUCGCUGCUGGACUCCUUCCUCGAGAGCUUCCGCGUGGGGCUCAACAUCUCGCACCUGGUGAAGCACAUCGUGGUGGUGGCCAUGGACGAGGGCGCGCUCCGCCGGUGCCGCGCCGUGCACCCGCACUGCCACCUGCUGCUCCCGGACGUCCACGGCCUCGACCUCUCCGGCGCCAAGACCUACAUGACCAAGGACUACCUCGACCUCGUCUGGAGCAAGCUCCGGCUCCAGCACCGCGUCCUCCUCCUCGGCUACAACCUCCUCUUCACGGACGUGGACGUGGCGUGGUUCCGGGACCCGCGGGUGCACAUCACGGCGGCGGCGGACAUCACGACGUCGAGCGACUUCUACUUCGGCGACCCGGACGACCUGGGCAACUACCCAAACACGGGUUUCAUCUACUUCAAGGCCACGGCCCGCAACGCGCGCGCCAUGGCGUACUGGCACGCCGCCAGGGCGCGCUUCCCGGAGAACCACGACCAGUUCGUCUUCAACGAGAUCAAGCGGGAGCUGGCGGCGCCGCCCAUCGGCGUCCGGAUCAGGUUCGUCGACAGCAAGCACGUCAGCGGCUUCUGCCAGCUCGGGCGCGACCUGAACCGCAUCGCCACCGUGCACAUGACCUGCUGCAUCGGCCUGGAGAACAAGCUGCACGACCUCCGGCGCGUCGUGGAGGACUGGAGGCGCUACGUGUCGCGCCCGGAGUGGGAGCGCCGGGCCGGCAAGAUCGGGUGGAGGUUCGAGGGAGGCAAGUGCAUACAUUGA
This is a messenger RNA of Triticum turgidum subsp. durum (durum wheat), 1149 nucleotides long. Lineage: Eukaryota; Viridiplantae; Streptophyta; Magnoliopsida; Poales; Poaceae. The record is from the annotation of a GenBank genome assembly.